Molecule: messenger RNA, 2806 nt
Organism: Guyanagaster necrorhizus
Lineage: Eukaryota; Fungi; Basidiomycota; Agaricomycetes; Agaricales; Physalacriaceae
Exons: 16
Coding region: 120-2723 (867 amino acids)
Molecular function (GO): protein binding; ubiquitin conjugating enzyme activity
Source: RefSeq, a predicted model, not a curated record
CGAAGCAUUACGUAAUUAUAUUGCCCUCCAAUGUCGACUCGAGUGGCGUCGUGGUAGAAGCACCCCCCUUUCAACUAUCACUUUGGAAGGGCAAUACUCCACUGUUUUUUCCAUCGACAAUGGAGAAGCAAGUCGAACAGCUCGUGGAAAUGGGAGCCAGUCAAGCUCAAGCACGAGCCGCUCUCACGCAAUACAAAGAUGUCAUGGAGGCGGCAGAACAUAUCUUCGAGGGAAAUUUUGACGAUGUGACUGAGGACAACGAUGUCCAGAUGGUGUCCGCCGAACCGAUGGCCCAGACGAAGCGACAUAGAAUGAAUACUCCCGACGAAGGAGAGGACGAGGACAUACUAAUCGACGAUGAGGACGAUGAAGAAGAAUUCGUGGACUACGAUUCGGAUUAUGAAAACAUGCAAAUGGAUUUUACCAAGACCACUGCCGAUGUCGAUCCAUAUUCUGGCAUCUUCUUUUCCAAGGAUCGUCGAGAAGAAGUCAUCGAAGUAGGGGAGGACCCUGAAUCCACCGUUAUUGAUGGCAUCCAGGUCAAGAUUAUGACUCAAGGUGAGUGGAUGAAGGGUUGCCCCGAGGGCGGAGAACAAAGCUUCUUGUUUGCUUUAUACUCCCAAUUAACCGAAGGGCAAUGUCCCUGUCCUCAUGAUUGUGGCACUUCCAUUCCUCGGUCUAAAGGCGAUUUUUUUGCCAUUUUCCCGGAUUUUCCUACUUAUAUCGAGCAUCUUCGAAAGAUCAUUCGAAGAACAUGCGCGCAAUGCCGAAAGGAGUAUUGUUAUGCAUGCGGUGAAUCCAUCUCUACAGAUAAAGUGCACAGACCGUCUGCCGCCACGGACGACAACCCUUUGUUCCAUUGUUCUAACAUGCAAGGUGUAAUUUUGGGUGUUGGGAUUUCAAUGCUUGAGCAAAUGUUUGUGGACCAGAUCAAUGAGACGACCCAUAAUAAAGAAUCCAAACCGAGAAGUAGCAAACGGCGCAAACCCAACCCGGGAAAAGAUCUCGAUGAUGAUGAUGACAUUUAUUAUACACCAGUUGGGGGAAAGCGAGCGAAGGGAGGAACCGGUUAUGCUGGAGACCAAAAGGAAGACAAUUCCGGCCAGGUGGAGGCACAGGCUAUACAACAGGCGAAGGACGAAAGGAUUGGAGGACUGCUAACCGCAGUUCGAGUAUACCUGCCAUCGCUACGCAGGCUCGGAGGAGGCCAAACUAGUGACUAUCUUGUCCAUCCAACUGCCCUAGCCCACCUGCGACGACGUUUCAAUCAUGUCUGCAGUGUCCUGCUUAGGAAUGACUCUUUGGCAGAUAUGUCUGAGCGUUCGGUGCUCUACUUCGAACUUCUGGAGUGGCUAGAGACAAUAUCAAAUCACGAAGCUUUGGCGAGUAUGAUGGCUAUGCCCAUCAUGGCAGUAGCAUCUGUUAAGGCUAGUACGCCAAAGAAAGGGUCGAAAUCCCAUAUUCGAGAGCGUACAAUUGUGUAUGAAGGCAGCUCUAGUCCCCGCGAGUUACUGGAAGGUAUCGUCAUCCAAGCGCAAGCUGCUCUGAAAGGUCUGGAGGGCAUGAAGCUAGUUGAAGAUGGACCUAAGGAAUUGACGGAAGAAGAAAAGCGGAUGACCAUAAAUCCCAAAGGGAAAGCUAAAGAGACCGAGCCUGUUGUGUCUGAAGAGAAUCAAGCCCUGAUCAGUUUCUGUCGCCGUAUUCUCUCCACGACGACUGCAAUCGACCGUUCCCUUCGUGAUACAAAAGGCGACGCGUUCGUUGACAGACUACACGCCUCUCUUCCGAAGAUUCUCACAUCCUCUUCUCAAGCCGUGUACGUGGAGGCUGGAACAACGGAGGAGAGUGCCAAGAAGGCUUACCUGGAAUGGGCGACUAGCGUUAGAUUUGAGUACUGUGAUCUCACUCUACCGUCGACCGAUAAAGACGAUCCGGACAACCCUGUGCCUCACUACAAGUUUUAUUUCAACCAAGAAGCUCGGAAUCUAGCGAACAUGGAUAUUCCGAAGCGCUCUCUGGCAAUCGCGAAAGAGCUCGCUAUUCUGACGGCUAAUUUACCCGUUGCGUGGGAUUCGUCUAUAUUUCUACGAGUGGAUGAGACAAGAGUGGACAUAAUCAAAGUGCUAAUUACUGGGCCAGAGGGAACUCCGUAUUAUAACGGCUGCUUUCUCUUCGAUAUAUUCCUGGUGCAGCGUUAUAACGAGGCUCCUCCUAGUGUCAAAUAUAUGACGACGGGCGGAGGAAAGUACCGCUUCAAUCCAAACCUGUAUGCUGACGGGAAAGUAUGCUUAUCCUUGUUAGGAACAUGGACCGGACCAGGAUGGGUGUCCGGAAAAUCAACGCUGUUGCAGGUUUUGAUCUCAAUACAAUCGAUGAUUUUAUGCGACGAACCUUACCUCAAUGAACCUGGAUGGGCCAGCAGUGCAGGAACACCACAGUCCCAGGCGUAUUCCGCAAACGUGCGACGCAUGGUGGUCAAGACUGCGAUGCUCGGCAACUUGAAGAAUCCACCAGAGCCAUUUGAAGAUAUCAUUCGAACACAUUUCCGGCUGAAGGCUCGUACGAUUUCUGCUCAGUUAGACCAGUGGCUUGCCAUGGAUGACGGAAAGCCGACGACUUCGGAUGGUGGAGGAUACGGAGGAAGCGAGAGGGUUGCUGGAGGAAGUUCGAAUGGCUUCAAGGCAGACUGCGAUGAACUCAAGGCAAUACUGAAAGACUUGUAGAUGAUAUUUAUGCAGAGAAAACGCGUGCACAUAAGUCCGAGCAGUAUCGAGUUAUAUAAUACAAUUUUGACUUUCAUUACCGG